UUCACUCUAUCGGCGUGUGUUUGUAGGGACGGGUAGUUGGAGUAGGAGUUGCCGGGCGGCUGUGCAGCUCAAACGCUAUUUGGGAAAGAAACGCCAAUGAAAAAUUGCACCACGGACUGAAGAACCGACCCCCGGUGACGACUUCUGUGAAAUUAUUCAACGCAACGACUGCGCCACACGCACAAUCAACAAACGCAACCAGGCUAUCAAAUGCUAGCCAGCUAGCAUCCCUGAAAACUGACGGGAUCAAGGUGUUGAUAGCUAGCCUCCCAGCUAAUUAUCCAUCAGCUAGCAUCCUCCUGCCGUAGCAUCAUUAGCCUUCUUCUCCUCCUCGCGUACGUCGAGACUUCCCCAUCGCUCGUGGCGGUGCCUUUCAGGUCCCGAGCACCAAAUCCCACUUCCAGACAAGCCCAGACCCCGGAGCCCUCUACCCCGCUGCUGCUGGAGACAGCGUCUGCGUUGCAUUAGUUGGCACCAUCACACCCAUCUCCCCAACCCUUCACCUCUGCCCCUCUCCCACCACCCGAAACACUGGAAAUCCACAAGCGGCCGGAGAGCGGCGAAGGGCCGGCCAAGCUGGGGGUCGUAACGUUACCGGACUCGCCGGGAGUCGUAACGGCUACAGACAAGCUCAGCUGUGGGGAACUACCGACAAGUAUGGACGGGCUGGCCGUGGAAGUUCGCGGCUCGAAUGGGGCCUUCUACAAGGGCUACAUCAAAGAUGUCCACGAAGACUCGCUCACGAUUGUUUUUGAAAACAACUGGCAGCCAGAGAGACAGUUGCCCUUCAGCGACGUCCGGUUGCCUCCUCCAGCUGAAUACAACAAGGAUAUUGGUGAAGGAGAGGAGGUGGAGGUUUACUCGAGGGCCAACGAACAGGAGCCAUGUGGCUGGUGGCUGGCCCGAGUCCGUAUGAUGAAGGGAGAGUUCUAUGUGAUUGAAUACGCGGCAUGCGACGCCACAUACAACGAGAUUGUCACAGCGGAGCGCAUCAGGCCCCUCAACCCCAACAGCCCGGCCUCCCGAAACUCCUUCCACAAGAUCCCCAUCCCUGUCCCAGAAGACCUGAGGGACAUCUGUGAAAAUGACAACAUUCACAAAGAGUUCAGGAAAGCAAUCGGAGCCAACUGCAUCUUCUACAGUGCCCAAACACACGAACUCAUUGUGCUGUCUACAAAUGAAACCACAGUAAAGCGUGCAUCUCUUCUGAGCGACAUGCAUUUCCGCAGCAUCCGUACCAAGCUUAUGCUAAUGUCCCGCAACGAAGAAGCCACCAAACAUUUGGAGACAAGUAAGCAGUUAGCAUCAGCAUACCAAGAGGAGGUAAAAGUCAGAGAGGACCUGAUGGGCCUAGCCAUUGGCUCCCAUGGUGCCAACAUCCAGCAAGCAAGGAAGGUAGCCGGAGUCACAGCGAUCGAACUGGAGGAGGAGAGCUGCACAUUCAGGAUCUACGGAGAGAGCCCAGAGGCAGUAAAGCAGGCUAGAGAGUUUCUAGAAUUCAAAGAAGACUACUUUCAGGUACCCAGGAACCUUGUAGGCAAAGUCAUCGGCAAGAGUGGCAAAGUCAUUCAGGAGAUUGUGGACAAGUCAGGCGUGGUCCGUGUGCGGAUUGAGGGAGACAACGACAAAAAGCUUCCCCGGGAUGAGGCAGGCAGGCAGGGGGCAGGCAGGGACGACACUGCCAGCAGCAAAGAGGGUCUGGUUCCCUUCGUGUUUGUGGGAACUAAAGAGAAUAUCAGCAAUGCUCAGGCUCUGUUGGAGUACCAUGUGUCCUACCUCCAGGAAGUGGAGCAGCUGCGCCUAGAGCGUCUCCAGAUUGACGAGCAGCUCCGUCAGAUCGGGGUUGGGUACCGCGCACCUCCUGGUCGAACCGGGGGCCCGGGUGUUGAACGGGAGAAAGGCUAUUUGACAGAUGAGAGCAGCAACUCACUUCACAAUUCUCGCACCUAUGGAGGCCGCGGCAGAGGGCGUAGGCCCUCCAACAGCCAGUACUCUGGAUAUGGCACAAACUCUGAACUGUCCAAUGCUUCUGAGUCGGAGGACAUUAGCGAGCGAGAGCAGCGGCCCCGUGGCAUUGGCGGGGAUGAGAGAGGCUCCCGACGGGGCGGCAGGGGCCGAGGCAAUAACUCAGGACGAGGCCGUGGAGGGCCGGGGUCCAAGCCUUCCAACUCCAUAAGCUCAGUGCUGAGGGACCCGGACAGUAACCCAUACUCUCUGCUGGAGGGUGAGGGAGAGCUGGCUGAGACAGACAUCAGUGAAGGCACAGGAGGAGACCGCCGCAGACGCUCCCGACGUCGCCGCAACGACCAGGAGCCCAGCGUGAUGGACGCUGCCACGGAGUCUGACGGCCAGGCCGGCCCCAGCGAGAAUGGACUGGAUGAUGAGGCGCGACCUCAGCGCCGCAACAGAAGCCGCCGCCGUCGUAAUCGUGGCAACCGCCCAGAGGGAGGUUCAGCCAGCCGUGACAGACAGCCAGUUGAAAGUGUGAGUGUUGCUGACUACAUAUCCCGUGCUGACUCCCAGAGCAGACAGAACCUGCCACAGAAGGAAAACCACGCUGGCCCUGAGCCUAAGGAAAACGGGACCAGCGCCACUAAGGAUGAGAUAACGCCCUCAAAGGGUUCCCCCAGCAAAGGCAUGACCUCGGCCAGCGAGACCCUGACCUUGGUCAACGGGGUCUCGUAAAGAGACGGCCCUGCCCCUCGCGAACCCAAGUCUAGAGCAAGACUCCAUGGCAAACUCUGUCCCUGCUUGCAUUAACUUAAACCUUAAACAGAUGAGUGAAAAAUACCUGACAAAAUACCUGAAUUCAUACUAUGAGAGUGAAAAAGUACAAAAAAACGACAAACGCAUCUACUUAAAAACACACGUUAACGGUGUAUGCUAUCCUAUCUAUCAGUACUUAGUGCUUAUUUAAAAAAAACAACUAGCUUGCCAAAAAAGAGCUGGUGGAUAUGACUUGAUUUUUAAAAAUACUGAAAUACGAGAAACAGGAUGAGACUUUUUUUUUUUGUUUGUUUGUUUUUGAAACGGUUGUCUUUAUUUGUGUAUUUUUCGUUUUGUUAAUUCCGUUCAUUGUUUAUCACUGGUUUGGACUUGGCGGUCGCUCUCUCAACCAAAACAGACGCGUCUCUUAACAGUGUUAAAGUGCAGACUAGAGAGAUGUAAGCUGUAGGGAGCGGCGUACAAGCAGACAGUCCAAUAGCUUAUGUGACGCGAUGUUCGCACACUGAACCUGGGAGUGGAGACAGACAGAUUGGGAUACUGAUAGACAUUGUGCCUUGAAUUUGAAAAAAAUAAUAAUAAAAAAAAAACUUGA
This is a messenger RNA of Anoplopoma fimbria (sablefish), 3319 nucleotides long. It is a transcript of the gene fxr2, whose product is annotated as FMR1 autosomal homolog 2. The record is from RefSeq and is a predicted model, not a curated record. Bases 658 to 2685 code for a protein of 675 amino acids. Gene Ontology annotation, cellular component: neuronal ribonucleoprotein granule; dendritic spine; dendritic spine neck. Lineage: Eukaryota; Metazoa; Chordata; Actinopteri; Perciformes; Anoplopomatidae. Gene Ontology annotation, molecular function: mRNA 3'-UTR binding; translation regulator activity; protein homodimerization activity. The transcript is spliced from 17 exons. Gene Ontology annotation, biological process: regulation of translation at postsynapse, modulating synaptic transmission; DNA damage response; positive regulation of translation.